UUCAGUUGUUGUUUAACGUUCUAGCAGCAGGUUCAAAUCGGUUUGAGCCCAAAAAGGAUAUAGCUUUGUAGUAUAGUAGAACCAACGAAAUGCAUUACGUUAUUGGAUUGCUGUGCCUGCUGGCUUUUGGUGCCAAUGCAGCUCCUGCGGGCACUGAUUACUUUAAAGAUUUGCCAAAGUGCUCUACCGAAGAGGACCAACUGGGAGAGUGUGUCAAGGAGAUAUUUAAUACACUGACUCCCCGCUUAAAGGACGGAAAUCCCGAAUUGAGAAUUGAACCCUAUGAACCUCUGCGUCUCAAUAGAACUAGUUUCCAGUACACCAGUGGUACGGUCAACGGUCGGAUUACAAUUCGUAAUGCCAAAAUCUACGGAUUCGCCUCAAACCGGGCUAAAGAAGUAUCGGUCAAGUUAACUGGCGACAAGGUGAAGCUGCGCCUGGUCACCAAAAUGCCCAAAUUGAACAUUGUGGGCAGCUAUAAGGCCGACAUGCAAGUGAAUCAGCUGAAUUUAAAACCCAAGGGGGAUUUCAACGUAACGCUUUUUGAUGUGGAGGCAACCACAGUAACUGAUGGCGAAAUCUACGAAAAGGAUGGUCACCGGUAUUUCCGAUUGAAGAACAUCGAUUCGAAGCCAAAGAUUAGAGAUUUGGACAUCAAGGCCAAUGGAAUAUUCGCAGAUCCUGAAUUGGAUAAAGUGGCUCUGAACGUUGCCAAUCAGUAUUGGCGCGAUAUCUACGGAAUAAUGCUGCCCGAGACCCGUCAGUUUUGGCAACCCCUUAUGCUGCGAAUGUUCAACGAGGCUCUCGAACUGGUUCCCAUCGACCAGUUUCUCAAGGAGCAGCCCAAUUAGCUGCUGAAUUCAAAAUGUGAUGAUUUUUUUAAUGGAAAGUAAAUCGUUUUCAUUAUCCGUUAUUAACUGGCAAUAAAUUUUAUUUUAUAAAAUAUA
This is a messenger RNA of Drosophila ficusphila, 947 nucleotides long. RefSeq lists its product as uncharacterized. The coding region runs from base 90 to 851 and encodes 253 amino acids. The record is from RefSeq and is a predicted model, not a curated record. The transcript is spliced from 4 exons. NCBI's taxonomy places the organism in Eukaryota, Metazoa, Arthropoda, Insecta, Diptera, Drosophilidae.